Microthlaspi erraticum is the source of this 735-nucleotide messenger RNA. Lineage: Eukaryota; Viridiplantae; Streptophyta; Magnoliopsida; Brassicales; Brassicaceae. The record is from the annotation of a GenBank genome assembly.
AUGAGGAUGAUGCGAGAAGAGGAGCCUGAGCUCGAUCGAGCUGAGAUCGAGCUGAGUCGAGCUGAGGAUCGAGCUGAAGAUCAGGUCCAGGAGAGUGCGGAUUUGGGUGAGCCUGAGUGCUAUUACUUUGAGGAGUAUGAGGCUCCAAGGAUGAACCCCUCUGUUGUGGCUGCACACAAGAGGAUUGGACUUCUCCAAAAGUUCAACAAAUGGCAAGGGAAAGCCAUUGAGAAGAUGCAAAAGUCCAUGGACAAGAUGAUCACUCCUCACCACCCAAGGAGGCUCCCUGCCCAAGAGCCUCACAGAGCCUCUUCUUUCGAGCCAAGGGAAGGAGAAGACAACACGCAGAGAAGGAGGAAGACUUCCAAGGCCAGACGCUCCAGCUCGACCACCGGACUCGAUCGAGUCCAAACAGAGGAAACUCAACUCGAUCGAGCUGACGGUCGAGCUGACCAGGAGGAGCCCCAGUUCGAGAUCCGGGAUUUGAAUACGAUCCCAUGCCUUACCAGGAGCCUCCCCGGAGUAGAUGGAACCCCUAUGGACAGUACGAGCUACCAAUGCUCCACCAAGGCCAAGGAAGCCACACACAUUUCAACGAUGAAGAAGAGGAGGAAGAGGAGCCACAAGCUCGAUCGAGUGAGCCCAAGAGGCAACCCAGUUGCAUGGAGUGCUCCUGAUGGCCGUCUCCCAUCUCCAGACCACGACCUAGUCUCCCAGUUCUUUGGGGGACACUGA